Schistocerca americana (American grasshopper) is the source of this 552-nucleotide messenger RNA. RefSeq lists its product as uncharacterized. Lineage: Eukaryota; Metazoa; Arthropoda; Insecta; Orthoptera; Acrididae. Bases 1 to 552 code for a protein of 183 amino acids. The transcript has a single exon. The record is from RefSeq and is a predicted model, not a curated record.
AUGAAACAAAAAGAAAAGUUCGAGAAGCUAGCAGUUAAAGUGCGCAAGGAAGAAGUCACUGUGGAUCCGAAAAGAGUAGUGGUACACCUCUCGUCAGAAGUAGUCGAUGAAGCAGCUGUUUCAGUUCUGGCCAAAGGUCUGAAUUUUGCAACUAUACCGAAGAGAAUGCCAGUUGAAGAAAUCAUAAGCACCGUCGAAGUAUCCUUGUUCCGUCUUCCGAAGGUGCAGGCCGAAGAAGUAAGACAAGAUGCGUCGAGAGUUCUUCGGAAAGCGAAACCUCCCAAAAGCAACAUACUGGCGCAGAAAAGAAAAUCUCUUAAUGAACUCAUGAGAAGCGAAAGCAUUGUUGUAUCGAAAUUGGAUAAGGGAAAUGCUACCGUUGUUUUGGACGCUGUGGAUUAUUACAGGAAUAUGGAACAGCUACUAUCUGAUGCUGUGUAUCGCAAGUCAAAAAACGAUCCGACGAACAGAAUCGUUAAGAAAGUGAAAAAUCUGGUUCAGACUCCAGUUUGGACAGCUCUAUUGCAAGAAAUCUGCGAUCAGUGGGAUUAA